CGCCUGUUUUUAAUAUCAUUAUGAGACCUGCGCCUCUUGAAUCUGUCGCUAUGGAGGAACCUCAUGGAGACAGUAUUGUCAUAUCUGGGGUUUCCACGCUCAUGCCUGGAUGUAAAAGCUUUUUGGACUUGGCUGAGAAGUUAUACAUAAAGGAGCGCCUGGUGAAACACAACCUAGCCCACUGGAACUACCACAAGCACCCUGAGUUGAGUCCGUACGUGGGUGUGCUGACGGAAGACCUGACUCACUUCGAUGCCCAGUUCUUCAUGGUCCACAACAGCCUGGCUCCCUCGUUGUCAGUCGUGUCUAAGAAGGUCUCUGAGCAGGCCUACAAAGCCGUAUUCGAUGCUGGAGUAUGCCCAGCAGAGAUGUACGGCAAGCCGGUGGCGGUGUACGCUGGUGUGGGCUACGACGAGUAUGACAAGCCCGUGUUCUACACCAUGGUCAAGAAUGGACUACUGGGGGCAAGCGAGACGAUGAUAGCGAACCGUGUAUCCUACUACAUGAAUCUAACAGGUCCUUCCGUGACCAUUGACGCGGAUAGUUGCAGCGCGUUCACAAUGCUUGAACUCGCCCAACAAGCUAUCCUGUCCGGGGUCUGCGACUCGGCUAUCGUCAGCUCUGCUAAGAUUCUGAGGCAUUCGCCUACAUCUAUCGCCUAUCAUAGACAUGUGCCAGCUAGUCCCGAUGGAAAAAUGAGGUCUUACGACUCCGAGGCGAAUGGCCAGGUCAUGUCAGAAGCCGUGACAGUUAUGUAUCUCCAGAAAUAUAAGGAUGCUAAAAGGGUCUAUGCGCAUUUACGUCAUGUUAAAAGCGAGUUUACUAUGGGCGACGUAAUCGGUGAAGACUGCACCUUCCACCGGGAUGUGGCCACUUUGACAAAGUUCUUCAGCAGCUUCUACGACGAAGCCAAGAUACCACCGUCUCUAGUGGAAUACAUUGAUGGUUUUGGGGCAGCGAUUCCAGACUUCGAUAAAACCGAGUUAGAAGCUUUAGCCCAAGUUUUCUGUAAGACUCGCGAGUACCCACUAACUGUUGGCAGUAUAGCAUCCAACGUUGGUUACACUGAGGUCAGCGCUGGAUUUUGUGGAAUCGUUAAGAUGUUAAUAGCAUACCAAAGAGGGGAAGUGCCAGCGAAUCUAGACUGCGAUAGUCCACGUCGGGACGUGGCAGCUAUCCAGCAAGGCUUGAUGCAGAUAACCACGGAACACACGCCGUUCCGGAGGACAUUCUCUGGCGUCAGCUCCUACUCUUUGCGUGGGUUGAAUGGACAUGCUUUGCUGCAAGGAGUCUAUAAGCCCAAGAAAUGUCAUAAAAAUGACGUAGAUCUCCCAUACUUGUUGCUGGCAUCAGGCCGCAGAAACUCAGCUGUUCAGAGAAUUCUAGAAGACGUAGGUUCUCGCCCCAUCGACCCUGAGGAGAUAGCACUGUUCCAUAACAUCUUCAAGACACGCAUACCGCAGCACAUGUCUAGGGGAUACGGGAUUUAUGAAUCAAAACCCGACGGAACCAAAAUCGCUCGAGAAAGCAAGGGUUACUACGACGAGAAGGUCAGGCCCCUGUGGUUCGUGUACAGCGGCAUGGGGUCGCAGUGGGCAGGCAUGGGCGUGGACCUGAUGAGGAUUCCUGUUUUUGCAGACGCUAUUUUCCGCUGCCACAAAGUGCUGGAGCAGAAAGGCUUGGACCUCGUCAGCAUCAUCACAAAUCCCGAUCAGAGCAUCUUCGACUACAUCCUCAAUUCGUUCGUGGGUAUAGCUGCGAUCCAAAUCGGCCUCACUGACGUACUAAAACAUGUGGGACUUGUUCCAGACAACAUUAUUGGCCACAGCGUCGGGGAGCUGGGUUGCGCCUAUGCCGACGGUUGCCUUACAGCUGAAGAGACGAUCCUGAUGUCCUACUACCGCGGUCUAGUGUCUGUGGAGACCAAAUUCAUCAGAGGAUCUAUGGCGGCUGUUGGGAUCGGUUAUAAACAGAUAUCAAGAAUCUGUCCUUCCGAGAUCGAGGUGGCUUGUCGCAACGGCCCCGACUCCUGCACGAUAUCGGGCCCUGAAAGGGCGGUUUCGCAGUUCGUCCAAUCCCUGAAGUCCCGAGGGAUCUUCGCCAAGGAGGUCAAGUGCUCCAAUAUUGCGUAUCAUUCCCGUUACAUCGCUGAAGCUGGACCGACGCUGCUAAAGUACACGAAGGAAGUAGUAAAAACGGCAAAACCGCGAAGCAAGCGUUGGAUCUCAACUUCGGUUCCUCAAAACAAAUGGAAUACACCCACCUGUAUGUACUCCUCGGCUGAAUAUCACACGAACAACUUAUUGAACCCCGUACUAUUCGAAGACGUGCUUCGCUUCGUGCCUUCCGACGCAGUGCUGGUGGAAGUGGCUCCGCACGGGCUGCUGCAGGCCAUACUCAGGCGAUCGCUGUCUGCCGACUGCCAGCAUGUGACGAUGACGAGGCGAGACGAUAAAAACGCUGUGAAUGUGCUCGUGGCUAUUGGAAAGUUAUACAUGGCAGGUUACGAUGUCGACCCCAGCGGGUUAUAUCCAAAGGUGGAGUUCCCAGUAGCAACAGAAACCCGACCACUGUCACACCUAGUGGAGUUGAUUCAUGAUGUUAACUGGCCAGUUACCUUAUACAAAAAUCCGCAGAGGAAGCACAACGCAGUGUACCGGCAAGUUAUCACAGUCCAUGAUGAUGAUUACUCUUUCUUAACUGGACAUUCCAUUGAAGGUAGAGUAGUGUACCCGUUUGCAGCUGCGCUCACCUCUGUCUGGGACACUCUGUCCAUGAUUACAAACUCGCGAAGAGGAGAAGUUUCUGUGGUCUUCCAAGAUGUCAUGCUGCGCAUUCAACCGGUGGUAGAGAAAGAGAGGCCAUUGCACGUCUCUGUCACGCUGCAGAGAGGCUGUGGGCGGUUUGAGGUAACAUGUGAUCAAGGAAUAAUAGCAGAUGGAACUAUAACUGCAAUGACAGUGCCAUUUACAGCGAGCGAGAAACAAAUUCAGCAUAAAAAAGGACCCUAUGAGUUGACUGCUGAAGUUAUCUACAAGUUGUUCUAUGAUAGAGGACACGAAUACAGUGGCCAGUUUCAAAGCAUCUCUAACACCAACCUGGAUCAAACCCGUGGGCAACUCAAAUGGAAUACAAAUUGGGUGACAUUCAUUGACGCCAUGCUGCAAAUGCAAACAUUGAGAAGCACAUACGACGGGAUCACCCAAAUAGAUUGCAUUAAAAGCAUUGCCAUUAACUUCAAAAAGCAUCUGCAAGAAAGUGUGAAUUGUAAUGGCUUAUUGGACGUAACGUUUGAUGAACUUGCAAGUACGAUAAAAUGUGGUGGUGUGGUAAUGGAAUCUGUGAGGUUGAAAGAGAUACCAUCAUCAACAACGCAUUCAGUUUCUUUGAGGACACUGACAUUUGUACCUUUCAAACAAGAAGAUGAUUGCGACGUGACCACUAUGAUGUAUGUAUAUGCACAAAUUAUAGCUGAAAACUUGAACAGCAAGAAAAUAACAGUUUUCUGCAUUAACAGUAAACAUUGUGCUUUAGAAAAAAUCAAAGAACUUCUAAAAACACCGCCACUUAUUGACAUUGAAAUAAUUUACAUUGACAAAGAGGAACUAUUUGGAACGAAAAAGAUUGCUAGAAAGCCUGAUCUGGUGUACAUGGAUGAUCUUUGGAACAAAUCUAUUUUUGAAGCACUCUUUCACACUUUACCAAGAAAUACCUACAUUCUUAGUCGAGGUAUAGACACAUAUGAUUUAUAUCCAUCAACUUUAUACCGCGUUCUUUGCUCUUCUGGAAAAGGUAAUACCAAAGUUGAACUAGCCCGAUGGAGACCAACACAGCCAGUGACCACAACAACAGUUCUCACUGUAAAAUCAUCAUCUGAUAUAAAUAAUCUAAUGUCAGUACGAAAUAAUUCGACCAAUAAUCAAAAACUUUUGAUUCUCACAUCAUAUCCAGCAGCAGUUGAAUUGAAAAAGCUAGUAACAGAACGGAAAACAGAUAUGGAUAAUAUAUCAGUAGUCAUGAUGCCCGAUAAUUGUGAAGACCAUGAUUUUAAACCACUGUCAAACUUCGAUUUUGUGUUUAACAUUUAUCGUAAAGGUGUCUGGGGAGGUGAGUACUGCGUUCCAACAAUUUCAAAAACCAUUGAAACUGAAAAUGUGGCGCUUAUAAUCAUGAAUCCUGGAGAUUUAGACUCGUUGACAUGGGUGCAAGUUUCAAACGAUUCAAGUAAUAAUAUUCCAGUAACGAUUCAUUAUGUUGGUCUCAAUGUAAACGACGUUUACCGAGCUCAGAAUUCCAGCAAUGUCGAUGAUGGCUUUGGAAUGGAUUUCAGUGGACUGACAGAAAGAGGCGAUCGUGUUAUGGGGUUGGUGAAGUCCGGAGCAGCUAGAAGAACUGUAAGAGCUGAUCCAAGGUUGUUGUGGCCAGUGCCAGAUCAGUGGAGCUUGGAAGACGCGGCUACAGUUCCUUUGGCGUAUGCGCACGCCUUCUACUGUUUGGCAAUCAGAGGCAAAUUGCGUUCUGGUAUGACCAUCCUAAUACAUGGUGGAGCCGGCGCAUUGGGCCAGGCGGCGAUCUCCAUAGCCCUGGCCUACGGAUGUCUUGUGUUCACCACCGUCUCCGACGUGAGGAAGAAGCAUUUCUUGAGGAAAUUAUUCCCGGAGCUCAAAGAGGAAAACAUCGGGAAUUCCCGUGAUGAAACUUUUGGAGAUAUGAUCAUCACUCGCACCAAAAAUGAGGGAUGCGACAUUGUGGUCAGCUGUGUUCGAGGUUCUCUCAAAAAUACAACCCUGAAAUGCGUAGCAUCCGGAGGCAUGGCCAUAGACAUAGCUCAGCUCUCGCGUCCAGAAGUGUGCAACUACAAUCUGUUCCACAUGUUCAGAAACAGAUCCUUCUCGCUGGUCGACUUCUCCUCCAUCUUUAGGAAUGACAACAACGACGAUAUGUUGAAACUACACCAACUCAUCAGCGACGGGAUCGCCCUCGGCCACGUUCGCCCUCUUUCGCGAGUCACGUAUUCUCCAAGUGAGGUGCCCAGAGCUUUGCGACUGCUGGCCGCCAGCAGACACCGAGGUCGUGUGCUGGUGAAGAUGGAGGGUCUACCUCGGGUUGAACCUAGAAUAAUCUGCUCACCGAACCUGUGCCAGCUGAUAGUAUCAGAGAGAGAAGACUUCGCAGUCCAGUUGGCUGAUCGCCUGGUGGCCCGAGGUGCUAGGAAGAUACACCUGCACUAUAUUCGACCAACCUCCUAUCUGAAAUACAAGCAACUUUGUUGGCGAAACCAAGGCGUGCAAGUUCAAGUGACCACGUUUGAAAUGAACAAGAGGAAGCAAGUCGAAGCCUUGUUGAAGGAAAGCAGUCUCCAAGGAGGUAUCGAGGAUAUUUUUAUCAUGAUUGGAGGAGUUCCCGAGUAUUUGAGGAGUGAUGGGUCCAUGCUGGUGAAUUUGGACUUAGAAUCUAGAAGAUUAUGUCCUAAUUUGAGAAACUUCACUAUAAUUAGUGAUGAAGAAAUCGAUCGUGAUAUAGUUGACAACAGGACUCAAGGAGGACUGCCGGUUUUGGUUUUGCUGCUUCAAAACUUGAAACAGUUUGGAUCUGUACAGCAAUCGCAAGAUCAAGAAAACAUGGGACGAUGGCGACUGGCUCUGGAUGCUAUAGAAAAGGCAUUACAAAGUGGCGAUACAAUUGUUUAUGCGCACACGCAGCCAUCACCGGCACUUUUGUUUAUGGAAGAAAUUAAUAGAAUCUCAGGUAUAACUGUAACUAAGGGUUGUGAGAAGAAGACGUUAGAACAGUUGGGUGUAGACGGCAUGAAGGCAUUCGAACUGUGCAAUAUGCUAAGAAAUAAAUUCGGAAUCACCGUUCAGGAAGAACAUCUACCAGAGAUGACAUUAGCUGAGCUGAAAAAUCUUCAAAACGAAAUGGUUACUGUAAAUGGUGAAGAGAUAGGUUUUAGCGGAUUCCUCGACAUGGUGGACAAAGACGAACUCAUCUCCACGUCGGACAGAAUUGAGAUGCCCACACUGAUUUUUCCAAAUGGAACUCGUCCCGAUGAACUGAACAAAGAUCUUAAUUACAUAUGCGUGGUACCUGGUCUAGAGGGUCACUACAGUCGCUUCUAUCUGCUCUGCGAAAGGCUUAAGAUGCCCGCAGUAGUGCUACAACCAGGAAUUGACCACCCGGGUGAGAAUAUUGAAGAUAUGGCGAAGAGACUCGUCGAUGUUAUAAGGAAGAAGUUAACAGUGAAAGAUCACUACUAUCUCGUAGGCUACGAGUUUGGCGCAUUGAUGGUGUUGGAAAUGGCGACCAUUUUGGAAAAACUUUGUAUAACAAGCACAGUGUACCUCCUAGGUGGCACCCCAACUGACAUCCAAUGCUCACUCCAAUCAAGACUAGCCAAUUUUGAUGCAAAUUGGGAAGACACUUUAGCCUUACACUCAUCAUCACUGAUAAAAGGCACCAAAAUCUAUGUUGAUUUACAAAAAGCGGAAACUUGGGAUGAAAAAGUCGAUGUUUGUGUGAAAAAAAUAAGAAAAACGGUAAAUCAAUCUUCGCAGUAUAUAAAAAUGCAAAUAAACGCAUUUUACAAUAGAAUCAACAUGCUUCGAAAUUGGAAUUUCAAAAUAAAACCGUUGAAUUCCAAAGUGAUUAUUUUAAGAGCAAUGUUGCCAACAGAAAUAAAUCAAAAUGAGUUGAAACGUAUUUCUACUAUGGAUGUGGAUGUUUUUAAUUUGUCUUCUUCUCUGACUAGGGCUGCGAAAGAUUUGAAAUGCUCUGCUAUUGUAAACCGUAAUUUGAGCCCUGAUAUAUUAGAAGAGUAUAGAUUGAGUAACAAGUGUGAAACUAGUAUUACUAAAAGUAAUGUGUACGCUGUGGUAGCAUCGUAAUAUGAUUGCAAUUAAUGAAAUUUCUGCAAUAAAACAUAAGAAUGAUAUAUAAUUAUCAAUUUAAAAGUUAUGUUGGUGUUGUACUUGGGUUUUAAUUAUAUUUAUGAAACUAAAUGUAUUUUAUUCUUUUAACGUUUUCACUUUGUGAAAAAUACCAACUGCAUUCAGAAUAGGAUAAAUUCAGAAUUAGCAUAAUAAUUUAUGUUCUAAUCAUAUUAAAAAAGUUCACUUUGUAACAAGCCGUUUAUUAAAUGCCAAAAAUUGAAAUACAACUUGGAAUGAUUAACACUCCUUAUUCUAUGAAGUCAUAUGUAUCUAUACUCGUAUGACCAACAUUCAAGUCAGUAAUGGGAAAAAAUAUUAUCUUAUCUAAAAAUGCUCAACAAAAUGCCACAUACGCAUAUAUCACGUCUUUAUUCAAAAUACAAGUAGACAACAUAGGUAGUCUAAUUAUAAAUUCAGAUGCAUGAUGCAAAUACCUAAAUAAAUUACAUUUGUAAUAUUUGGUAUGACAUAAUAAUUUUAUCCAGCCCUGAGAUAAAUGCCAAAUAAAAAAAAAACAAA
Messenger RNA from Plodia interpunctella (Indianmeal moth), 7448 nucleotides. Its product is annotated as fatty acid synthase-like. The record is from RefSeq and is a predicted model, not a curated record. The transcript is spliced from 39 exons. Gene Ontology annotation, biological process: fatty acid biosynthetic process. Bases 21 to 6884 code for a protein of 2287 amino acids. Lineage: Eukaryota; Metazoa; Arthropoda; Insecta; Lepidoptera; Pyralidae. Gene Ontology annotation, molecular function: fatty acid synthase activity; oxidoreductase activity.